Mesocestoides corti is the source of this 1734-nucleotide messenger RNA. NCBI's taxonomy places the organism in Eukaryota, Metazoa, Platyhelminthes, Cestoda, Cyclophyllidea, Mesocestoididae. The record is from the annotation of a GenBank genome assembly.
UUUGCUGUAGACAGAAGUCCAAGCAAUUUCGAAAAGUCAAUACACGAGAAAAACGUGUCUUUGGAAAAGAAUGUCUUGUUAUUUGAUAUUGCAAGUCAGGAAAUAAAAAAGUCAAUAUUGCCCGAAGGCUUCGAUUAUGUGCCAAAGUCCAAGAGAAAACUUCCACAGCGAUUCGAGCUUGGCAGUCCUAUCCCGCCACCACACAUCGAAUUUGGCUUUGCCAUCCCAGAAUGUAUUCCGAAGGGAAGGAUUACGAUGAAGCAGGCCGUAGAUCUCAUUAAGAACUAUCAGACCAAAAGUAAAACUAUAUCCCAGCUAGCGUUCGACCAUGAACUAGAUGUCUCGAUGGUAUCAGCUGUCUGUAAGUACUUUUCCCUCUUUGAACGCGAUGCUGUGAAUGUUUGGGUUCCACCAUUAACUUCAACAGAGAAGAAGGAACUGCUUGACACCCCUGUUUAUCAAGAAGAUGACCAAUUAGCCGGUGAUGGCGUGGCGCGGCUUACUAAGCUUCGCGAACUUAGUCCUCCGGAGUGUUUGGAUAAGUGGUCGAAAAUGAAAAGCUUGGUGGAGUUGUGUGAGCGCAUGCAGGUUCUUUCUACGAUGGAUGCCGAUUCAGCAAAGCUGUUGGAAGAGUUGGACGAUGGUUCGGAUCUGGAAUUGCGGCAGUUGGCGUGUCAAGAGGCCGAGUCUCGUCAUAAGGAGAGAAAAUCCCUGGAAAAUCAGAUCCUUUCGCUUCUCCUGCCGCCUGACCGCUACGCCGACUGUGCGGCGGUGAACAUGGAGCUGAUCGCUGGAGCCGGUGGUCUGGAGGCCGCCAUGUUUGCACGUGAUCUCUUCACCAUGUACGCGACGUACGCACGCCAGCGCGGCUGGAAUUUUUCGCCCCAAUGCGCUCCGACUGAGGCCGCCUCCGAGAGCCCCAUUAAUCACGUCAGUGUUCUCAUUGAGUCCAUGGACCCCGACGAUCCGGUGUACGCGCGAUUGCACUGGGAAGCUGGCGUCCACCGUGUCCAGCGUGUGCCGACAACCAGCAAGUUGAACAAAAUUCACACGAGCACCGUCGCUGUGACUGUGCUCCCUGUUGUCGACGAGGCGAGUUUAAGUUGUGAGCCAAUGAAAGCCCGCGGAAGCAGUUUUGUUUGCGACGACGUGGCGCUUGAGCCAGACGACCUCGAAUGGAGCGUCUUUCGAUCCUCGGGUCCCGGUGGCCAGCACGUCAACAAGACGGAGAGUGCGGUGCGCGUGCGUCACAAGCCCACCGGCCACGUGGUGGCCUGCCAGAACGACCGGUCACAGCACGCGAAUCGGGAGGCCGCCCUGAAAAUCCUCAAGGCCAAACCUCGAGGUGACGUUCCAUGUCUGGUUUCUGUCGCCGCGUACCCAGACCCCUUGGUAAUUCAACUCCCCUCCCCCAGUGAUGCGAACCUACUUUUCCCUAACGACGGUGUGUUUGCAUUGGCUAGGAUCGCCAAGGACGUGGUGCAACGCCAGAUCGAUAGCGAAUUGGCCGAACGCCGGUCGCAGAUGGGCUCGUUGGCGCGUUCAGACCGCAUCCGCACCUACAACUACCCCCAGGACCGAGUGACCGACCACCGACUGGGUCGCUCGUGGAACGGCCUCGCCUCCUUCCUCUACCAGACCUCUUCAGAACUCGACGCAGUCGCUGACGCCAUGGACGAGGCCUACAAACUCAGCCUUCUCGCCACCCUGGACAAACCAUACUUCUUGUUGUGA